This is a messenger RNA of Eurytemora carolleeae, 2680 nucleotides long. RefSeq names its product importin subunit alpha-7-like (gene Kap-alpha1). Gene Ontology annotation, cellular component: nucleus; cytoplasm; nucleoplasm. The record is from RefSeq and is a predicted model, not a curated record. Gene Ontology annotation, biological process: NLS-bearing protein import into nucleus. Gene Ontology annotation, molecular function: nuclear import signal receptor activity; protein binding. The transcript has 15 exons. Lineage: Eukaryota; Metazoa; Arthropoda; Copepoda; Calanoida; Temoridae.
GCCCAGGUGGGGGGGGGGGCACUUUUUCGAAAUUAUCUGAUUUUUGACUAAGAUAUUGUUAACAUGCGUUAAGGGCGUUUUCUUGUAAUUUAAAGACACCAUAAGAGUGAUUUUGCUGAUUCUUUUAGUUUAACUAAUGAUUUGGGUACUUGGGUAGGGUUUCCUUAGGAUGGGAAAGACUUGAAUUUACUCCUAAUUAUGAUAAUUCCAGACAGCUUGCUCUCAUGGUGUUCUAGUAUUUGUAUUUAUCUCUCCUCAAUCUACUUCUCCUUGUCCUUCUCCUCUCACCCUCCUCCUUCUCCUAGUUCAGUGUUCGUGACCAAAACUAAUUCUCGUCAAGUUAUCAUGUAAUAAUGUCAUUUAUUUCAGGCAAAAUGUCGCAGCCGAACGCUCAUAAACAUGCUCGCUAUAAAAACCAGGGUAUGGAUGUGCAGGAGAUGAGGCGGAUCAGGGAGGAGGAGGGGAUCCAGCUCAGGAAACAGAAGAGGGAGCAACAGCUCUUCAAGCGGAGAAACGUCGGGACGGAGAAUGUUCAGGAUGAUAAUGUGAGUAGUAGUGGAAUGGAGCCUGACCAGCCUGCUGUAAUUGCAAUGUUGCACGGUGUCAUCUCGCCGGAGAUGGUUCAAGACCUCUACAGUAACGAGGUUCAAAAGCAGCUGGAAGCUACGCAAAAAUUUAGAAAACUGCUAUCUCGUGAGCCGAACCCUCCUAUAGAUGAGGUUAUACAGACAGGGAUAAUUCCAAGAUUCGUAGAGUUUCUCAGAACUACGGACAAUUCUAUGCUCCAGUUUGAAUCUGCUUGGGCCUUGACAAAUAUUGCCUCCGGAACUAGUAUGCAGACCCGGAAGGUUAUUGAGGCCGGUGCAGUUCCCAUCUUCGUCUCUCUUCUGCUCUCGGAGCAGGAGGACGUCCAGGAGCAAGCUAUCUGGGCUCUAGGAAACAUUGCUGGAGAUUCUCCGGACUGCAGAAACUACGUGUUGGAUCAGGGUAUCCUUGAACCUCUUCUAAUCCUCCUGACGAAAACUAACCGUCUAUCGAUGACGAGGAAUGCAGUCUGGGCACUCUCAAACCUUUGUAGAGGGAAAAAUCCACCUCCAGACUUUACCAAGGUAUCUCCUGCUCUAGGAGUACUAUCCAGUCUCCUGUUCAACAAUGAAUAAUAGUAAUAUUGUCUAGGUAUCUCCUGCUCUAGCACUACUAUCCAGUCUCCUGAUGGACCUAAUGAGAAGAUCCAAGCUGUUAUCGACUCUGGAGUUUGUCGGAGAAUAGUUGAACUUCUCAUGAACGGACAACAGAGUGUUGUAUCUGCUGCUCUGCGCGCUGUCGGGAAUAUUGUUACUGGAGACGAUAUCCAAACCCAGGUGAUAAUAAACUGUGGCGCACUACCCUGCCUGCUGACCCUUCUAAGCUCUCCAAAGGAAAGUAUAAAGAAGGAAGCCUGCUGGACCAUAUCCAAUAUCACAGCCGGAAACAGGCAGCAAAUACAGGCGGUGAUUGACGCCAACAUAUUCCCAGUCCUGAUAGAUAUUCAGUCCAAGGCCGAGUUUAAGACAAGGAAGGAGGCUGCCUGGGCCAUCACUAAUGCAUCGUCUGGAGGGACUGCUGAGCAAAUCAGAUACUUGGUCCAGCAGGGCUGUAUUCCACCUCUAUGUGAUCUACUAACUGUAAUGGACAGUAAGAUUGUCCAGGUUGCCUUGAACGGACUGGAGAAUAUCCUGAGGCUAGGAGAACAGGAGUCCAAGGAGACUGGCGCUGCAAACCCCUACACAGUCAUCAUAGAAGAGGUGUUCGGUCUCGACAAGAUUGAGUUCCUCCAGUCUCACGAGAAUAUAGAGAUUUACCAGAAAGCCUUUGACAUCAUUGAGAGAUAUUUCGGAACUGAAGAGGAAGAUAAAGAGGUUGCUCCUACUGUUGACAAUAAUACAAACCAGUUUUCCUUCCCUACCGCUGGUGACGGUCAGAACCAACAACAAGAAGUGCAGCAAGGGUUCCAGUUCUAACAGAUAUAGGAAAAAGGCGAGAAUAUUACAAAAUUUGCAAAGAAGACGUGACCGUUAAUGAGUUGAGUAUUUAAAACUGAUUUUUGGUGACAAGGAAUGUGACCAUUCAGUUUUGGGUAGUGUUAUUCUCCGGUUUAGAUACUCGAGAUGUUCAAUCAUGUCCCGUAUCAAGCCUGUGUUUGUGUGUGAUAAGAGAUGAAUAUUCUGUUUCUAGAUUCUAAUCUUGAAACCACUGUGAUGUGUAGUGUAAGCAGCUGCCUCCUAGAGUACCGCUGUGAUGUGUGCGAGUCUGCUGUACAUUACUGGCCGCUAGUUGACGUUAGACGGGGCGCGCCAAGGAAUACAGCAAACGUUGUGAUUCAUUCAGAAAUCUUUUUAAAGCGGACUUUAAAACCGUUGAUAUUAGUCCUUAACUAUGCAUACUAAGGAUUUUACAAUUUUUUACAUCCCCCCGCAGGUCAAGUUCGCGUUUAUAUUCUUACUGCGACAUCUCUGUGCUGUGAAGUGUGUUAUUAUUCAUUAUAGUCAAGGUUCUGGACUUGUGCUGAAUUCAAUAAAUUUCAAUAAUAUGUAAUCUAUUCAUUUUAAUUAUUAUAAUAAACAGCGAGUGCAGUAGUUAACUCAACAUUAUGUAAAUAAAUUGUUAAUUCUAAUUUUUAAUAAAUAUUUUUGAUCUGAAA